Messenger RNA from Notechis scutatus (mainland tiger snake), 647 nucleotides. Lineage: Eukaryota; Metazoa; Chordata; Lepidosauria; Squamata; Elapidae. The record is from RefSeq and is a predicted model, not a curated record.
GGGCCUUUUCUUUUGCAAGUUUGGCGGGCGCACGUGUUGCCCCCCGAAUAAUUUUUGCAGUCUCAGCCGCCCUUCGCCUGGCCGGGUUGCUAUGAGUUUGCCUCUCAAUCCAAAGCCAUUUCUAAAUGGGCUAACUGGGAAGCCAGUAAUGGUGAAAUUGAAGUGGGGAAUGGAAUACAAGGGCUAUCUUGUAUCGGUUGAUGGCUACAUGAAUAUGCAGCUUGCCAAUACCGAAGAAUAUAUUGAUGGUGCAUUGUCAGGACAUCUUGGUGAAGUUCUGAUAAGGUGCAACAAUGUCCUAUACAAAAGGGGUGUAGAAGAAGAAGAAGAAGAUGGAGAAAUGAGAGAAUAAUGUUGGAAAAUCUUGUGUUUUUUAAUGUGUAAAAUAUAUAUAUUCAGUUGUCGCUUUUGAAGAAAAUUCAAGUUUUGUAACUACAUUUUGGGGUGCAGAAAAAUACAUUAAGCUGAAAGAAACAGUCAAUAUGAAAGAUGAACCACAAAUUAAAAACUGGGAUUAUUUAGCCUUAAUACAAAUAUUUUAAAGCAAAUGGGAUCAGAUGUAUUCCAUCACCAUUUACUUUAUAUGACUAGGUGCAAGAUAUAAAACUAGUACAAAAAUACACUUUACAAAAAAACCUCAAGUAAAA